This is a messenger RNA of Paramuricea clavata, 351 nucleotides long. The record is from the annotation of a GenBank genome assembly. NCBI's taxonomy places the organism in Eukaryota, Metazoa, Cnidaria, Anthozoa, Malacalcyonacea, Plexauridae.
AUGGAUAAGAGCAAUCUUAUUGGAGUCGUAUUUUUGGAUCUAAGCAAAGCUUUUGACUUAGUUAACCACAAGUUAUUACUGUCCAAGCUGGGGAAAUAUCACACAAGUGACGGUGCACUCAAAUGGUUUGAGUCAUACCUAACAAACCGCAUUCAAAUAUGCUCCUUUUCUGGCUGUUUAUCAACACCACUAAAUAUCGAUGUCGGUGUCCCGCAGGGUUCAAUUCUGGGGCCUCUACUGUUUACCGUGUAUGUGAAUGAUCUACCAUUGUCACUUGAGAAAGCUGAGACGGACAUGUACGCGGACGACACUACCAACUGGGAAAGUGCAACAAAUUGUGUAGAAAUUUAA